Fimicolochytrium jonesii is the source of this 153-nucleotide messenger RNA. RefSeq lists its product as uncharacterized. The annotation marks the transcript as partial. NCBI's taxonomy places the organism in Eukaryota, Fungi, Chytridiomycota, Chytridiomycetes, Spizellomycetales, Powellomycetaceae. The record is from RefSeq and is a predicted model, not a curated record. Gene Ontology annotation, cellular component: transcription regulator complex; PcG protein complex. The transcript has a single exon. Gene Ontology annotation, biological process: regulation of transcription by RNA polymerase II. Gene Ontology annotation, molecular function: RNA polymerase II cis-regulatory region sequence-specific DNA binding; DNA-binding transcription factor activity, RNA polymerase II-specific.
ACUCCGCAAUACCCGUGCCUAGACUGCUCGAAAGUCUUCUCGCGGCCAAGCAGCCUCAAAACGCAUUCUUACACCCAUACCGGCGAAAAGCCCUUUCACUGCAGUUGUAGCGCGCGGUUCAGUGUACUUAGCAACCUACGACGCCAUUUACGG